AUGGUACACACAAGAAAUAAUGAGAAAAUAUCACUUUUUUCAAAAAGUUUAAUACUAAAGAAUGGCUUAUAUAUAAUAAAUGUAAAAAAUGACAACUUAAAAAAUUAUAGAUGGUGGCAAAGUUUAAUUAACCCUAGUGAUUCAUUCAAUCCCAAAAAAACAAAAGGGUUUUUAGUCUUGCGAUUAUUAUUAUAUGGAUACUUAAACAGAAUAAGUACGUAUAGAUCAAAUAAAGAUAAUGAUUUGAUGUAUCCUUAUUUAAAAAUUUUAUUAGAUAAUGCAGAAGUCUAUAGAACGAAAAUUUUAGAUAAUUCAUUAAAUAUAUGGGAUGAAAAACUAGAGUUACAAAUUCAUUAUAUUAAAAGUAAAAUUGAAAUUCAAUUAUAUGAUAUGGAUGAAACAGAAGGCAUAGUAGAAGAUGAAUAUAUUGGGAGUGCUUUUAUUAACGUUUGUGAUUUAGAGUUGUCAAAAAAAUAUGAUAUAAUUAUUAAAUAUGUUGACAAAGUUGCUAUAUUGACAGAUCCUUAUAUUUAUAAAAACAAAUUAGGAGAAGAAUCUAGCAAAAAAAAAAAAAGUAAUGCAAGUGAAAGUAGCAGUUACAUGAAUAGUAAAGUCAUUUUAAAAAAUGAUACGAAUGAUUAUAAUGUCCGUAUUUUUGCAAAAUUAGUUAACAAAAGUAAUUGUAGUAAUUCAAUUUUACAAAUGAAUACAAUAACUUCAUUAAAUUAUAGACAUAUAUUUAAAAAUAAUGAAAUAUUAGAAAAAGAUUUAAAUGUAAAUGAAUUAUAUGAAGAAAUAAAAAGUAUUAAACUAAAUAUUGAUACUAUUUGGAUUCCUUUUUUCUCUAUUAUAUAUAAUUUUGCUUCAUGGAAAACUCCUUUUUAUUCAAUAUUUUUUGUUUUUUUUUUCUGUUUCUCUUUUAUUUUCUCAAAAUUUUUUUUCUCCUUUUUUUUAGUUGCUUUAAGUUUAAUUUUCUUUAUUCUAGUUUGUAUUAUUAAAGAAAGCGAUAAGUUGAAAUCCAAAAAUUUUAGCAUUUUUGAAGAAAAAAAAAAAAAAAAAAAAAAGUGCGACUCUUCUACUUAUUUGAAGAAAUCAGAAAGAAAAUUUUAUCAAAAUAUUCAAGAUAAAGAACAUUCAAAAGAAAAUAAUUUAACAGAUGAUAUAACAAGCAAUACUUCUUCUUCAAAAGAUGGAAGUAGCACUGAUUCCGAUAACUCAAAUGAAGAAAGUUCAGUUUCAGCUUAUUACAGCGAUAAUAAUAGAAAUAAAAAAAAUGAUAAAGAUAAUAGAAGUGACAAUGAAGAUGAUUCUGACAAUGAUAGUUUUAAUAAUUGCACAGGUGAAGAUAUAGAUGAAGAAAAUAACUUAACUAUUAUUAAAACAUUUAUAUCUAGUGCAAUUGAUGAUGAUGUUAUAAACAAUAUAAAAUAUAUUCAUUAUAUUUUAUUUUGUAUCACUAAAUCAUCUGAAGUAUUUUUUUAUAUUUUAAGAAAAUUUGGUUACUUUUUAGUGAUUUUAACUUUAUUAUUAUGUGUUCUCAAUAUAUUUUUUUAUCCCUAUGUAUCUAGAAUAUUACGUUUCUUAAUUUUUUCAAGUGGUUUCAUUUUACUAACAUAUAAUUUCAAACCAACUAAUAUAAUUUAUAGGUUUUUUAUAUGUUUUCAAGAAUAUUAUUUCUUAAAAAUUAAACGAAGAAAUAUUGAUAUUUUUAAUAAUUCACUAAAAUUUAUUUAA
This is a messenger RNA of Plasmodium relictum, 1734 nucleotides long. Its product is annotated as conserved Plasmodium protein, unknown function. Bases 1 to 1734 code for a protein of 577 amino acids. The record is from RefSeq and is a predicted model, not a curated record. The transcript has a single exon. Lineage: Eukaryota; Apicomplexa; Aconoidasida; Haemosporida; Plasmodiidae.